This is a messenger RNA of Bombus huntii, 3160 nucleotides long. RefSeq lists its product as uncharacterized. Bases 71 to 460 code for a protein of 129 amino acids. The transcript has 4 exons. The record is from RefSeq and is a predicted model, not a curated record. NCBI's taxonomy places the organism in Eukaryota, Metazoa, Arthropoda, Insecta, Hymenoptera, Apidae.
GGUUUUACGUACUUGUUAUCAGUGAAAAUAAAUAUUAUGAAUACUACUUGGGUUGUAAUUAUAUACAUAUAUGCGUACGUAUUGGUGGAUAGCAUCAGUAUUUGGUUUUGUGAGUGGCUUACAAAUACUUUACAGUUCCACUGUGCGGAUUGCUAUUCAUGUUCUUCCAUCCGUCGUUCAGAGAAUGGUUGAUGAGUUCGCCAUCAGUUCUGUACACACAUAUAAAAAUAAUUCUACUCAUUCGAUGUUGCGUCACUUACCUGGAUCAUUCCCACAACGUCAUCCAAUUCUUCGAUAUGCCUUGGAUACUUACUACGGUUGCCUUCAAUCGUCUUAUAUCUGUGGCUAUAAAGGUGUUCGAUAUCUGUAUUAUUCGACGAACAGCACUAUAACAUAUACUACCGCACUACGUUGCCUACUGAAAUCGCUUUAUUCAUUGCUUAUUUCGAUUAUGCGCUAGUUUUAACUUGUUUAAAUGCACCGUUCGCGGAAUCCCUUUUACUUCGAUCUUGACGUUUUGGUUGUGCAAGAUUUCUAGCACUUUGUAUGGUCCAGUAUAUUGAUCGGAGAAUUUUCCUUUACUGGGUUCUUUUAGUAAAUAUAUCGAAUCUCCUAUUUUAAAAUCUUGGGGGUUGAUUCGUCGGUCGUAAUAUUCUUUUGAUCUUAGUUUGGAUUUUAUCAAAUAUUCUCUUGCCAUUCGUUGUACAGUGUUAAUUUUAUCGAACAGAUCUUCGAGAUAUUCUGCGUAAGUUGGUUCCAUGUUCUCUUCGAUUAUUACUUCACCAGUAGGUUCUCUGGCUAGAUGUCCAAAAACUAAUUCGUGCGGGGAGAAUUUCGUUCCUUCGUGUACAGAGGUAUUAUAGGAAAACAUAGCUAAUUCUACCCAUUCGUCCCAAUUUUUGGAAUUUUCAAUAUAUAAUUUGAGAUAUUCUAUCAGCACGUGGUGAAAUCUUUCGAUUGAACCGUUACUUUGUGGAUGAUAUGCCGUCGUGGUAUAUUGUUUGAUGCGGAAUCUCUUUGCUACUUUCUUCAUUAGUGAGGAUGUAAAGUUCGUCCCUUGAUCAGUGAGAAUAGCUCUCGGUGACCCGAAACGACAAAUCGCUUUACAAAAACGUCCGCUAUCUCGGCUGAAGAGAUUCCUCCUAGUGGAAUCCCAAUUGAGUAUUUUGUUAAUAAGUCUUGGAUAGUUAAUACAUAUUCGUUUCCCUUUUGGGUUUUUGGUAAUGGACCUACAAUAUCCAUACUAACCUUAUCGAACGCUUUACCUGGUGUGUCUGUAAGUACCAUUGGUUGCUUUGCUUUUAUUCUUGUGAGUUUCUUCAAUUGACAUUCCUUACAUGUUCUUACGUAAUCUUGAAUUUCCUUUUUCAUAUUUUCCCAAUAGUAAUGUUGUCGUAUUCUUUGAUAAGUUUUUGUUAUUCCUUUGUGUCCUGCUACGCUUGAUUCAUGUUUUUCUCAUAUUAUGUUGUUCCGCGCUUCCACAGGUGGGGUAAUUACUUCCCCAGUGCAAAUGGUGAUGGUUAAGGUUUUUUCCAUAAAUAUUUCCUUUAAUUUUCUGAUUGUAUAUCGCCAGGGUAUUUCCUCCAAGUUUCCUUUGCUAAUGCUGAACGAAGUUAACUGUUUUUCAUUUACUACGUCUAAUAGAGAUCUUAGCGAGUUUAAUAAAUUUUCUGGUGUUAUUGGAAUAUUUCUAUUUUCCUUUAUCGGUAGGAAUACAAUGUAUUUUCCAGAAUCGUAAUUCAAUCUUGCUUUUUCUAACAUUAAAUCUUUAUAACGAGGCAAUUUUCCCGUUUCCUUCAUUUCUAAGGCUCCUUUAUUUAUCGGAUUGCCAUGUAUAUCUAUAAAUACUACUUUAUGGUCAUUUACUCUCGCAAUUGAGUCUCGGGUUUCUGAAAUUCUUAGUUCCGCAAUUAUCGUAGGUCUCGUGUCCUUUUCUCGUUGUUGAAUUGGUUCUGGAAUUACAGUGGAGGUCUCUUUUUCGCUUGUUGUAUCCGUGUCUUCUUUUUCUCGAUUGGUUAUUUCUCUAUCUGUACUUACAUCGAUUUCUGCUAAUGCUUGGUCUAAAUAUUUUAUGGGGGUUUCUUCUAUUGUAAAAUGUUUUCGGGUAAAACCCUUUCCUUGAUUUUUAGAAUCACUGGAUUGAGGCAAGACGUGUGGUUUAGCUUCGAAUAUGGGAGAGUCUUCGGUUGACGUAUCUAUUUCGAAUCUUUUUGAGACAGGAUAGCGAAUCGGUGAGACUUCCUCUCUCUUUCUGAUUGGUAAACAAACUUCCGGAGGGUUCCUAGAUAAUGCGUCUGCGUUUGCGUUCGCCCUGCCUUCUUUGUAUACAAUAUCAAAUUCGAAGUCCGAUAACUUUAAUUUCCAUUUCCAAAUUCUUGAAGUAGGGUCUUUGAUAGAAUGCAUCCACACUAAAGGUUUAUGAUCGGUUACGAUGGUAAACUUUCUUCCGUAAAGAUACGGUCGGAAGUGCAUUGCGCUGUAAACAAUUGCCAGACACUCCUUUUCUAUGGUAGAGUAGUUUUGUUCGGCGGGAUUUAAUAGCCUUGAGGCAUACGCUAUCGGCAAAUUCUUUCCGAUUGGCCCUUGACUCAGUACACCGCUUAUUGCAUAUCCUGAUGCGUCUGUAGUAAGGUUAAAGGGUUUAGAAAAGUCUGGAUAUUGCAGGAUGGGUUUCGUCACUAACGCUGUCUUUAAAUUAUUGAAUGCGUUUUCUUGAUUUUCUGCCCAUUUAAAGGGAGUGUCUUUCUUUAAUAGUUGUGUCAAUGGUUUUGCGACCUUGGAGAAAUCGGGUAUAAAUCUUCUGUAAUAUCCUGCUAGUCCCAGAAAUUGUUUGAUAUUUUUCACCCUCUUUGGUCGUGGAAAUUUUGAUACGGCUUCGACUUUCUUUGGGUCGGGUUUCACGCCAUCCUCACUAAUUAUAUGUCCUAAAUAAUUCACCUCGUGUCGUAAAAAUUCGCACUUAUCAGGUUGUAAUCGUAAUUUAGCUUUCCUCAGCCUUUCCAUUAAUUUAUUAAAUUUAAUUUCGUGUUCUUGGAGAGACGUGGAAUAAAUCACUAUGUCAUCCAGAUAGACGAAUAGUUCUAUUCCUUGCAGACCAGAUAAUAUUGAAUUCAUCAAACGUUGAAAUGUUGCUGGGGCAUUUUUUAAUCCAAAGGGCAUU